Molecule: messenger RNA, 3337 nt
Organism: Hipposideros armiger (great roundleaf bat)
Lineage: Eukaryota; Metazoa; Chordata; Mammalia; Chiroptera; Hipposideridae
Gene: PHF21B
Product: PHD finger protein 21B
Exons: 13
Coding region: 1-1476 (491 amino acids)
Source: RefSeq, a predicted model, not a curated record
AUGAGUCGGAACUUCUACAGGGAGACAGCCGGCCAGCAAUACAUCAUGUCAGAAGAGUCAGGCUCCAAGAUAACUCCUGCCUUCGUGUCCAUCGUGCUGAUGGGGCCCAGCCCCCAAGGUCAAGCGCCCACCCCUGCUCUGCCAGGCCGGUGGUGGCUGUGUCUCUUCCUGGGUCCCGUCUCAGCACCGCCCUCCCCUGUCUUCCAGGCUUUGGGAACCAUCACUGCAGUGCCUGUCACAGGUCCUCAGGUCAGCUCCUUGCAGAGGUUGGCCGGGCAAGGAGCGGCAGUGCUACCUCAGGUUAGGCCAAAGACUCUGAUUCCAGACAGCCUCCCGGUCACCCCGGGCCGGGAUCUGCCACCCAAGCAGCCCCCAACAUUCCAGAAGGCCACCGUGGUCAGUAUCAAGAACCCCAGCCCAGCCCUCCCCACCGCCAACAACACCGUGAGCCAUGUGCCAACGCCUGGCAGCCAGCCCCAGGCCCUCUCCGAGCCCGCUGCCAUCACCUCUUCUCUGAGCAGUGCCGGGGUGGCCUAUGCCAUCAUCUCCACCGCCCCCAGCAAUGCCGCCGCCAUCGCCCCCAGCACCGCCGUGUCUGUGGUCAGCGACAGCAUCAAAGUGCAGCCUCUUCUCAUCAGCGCCGACAACAAGAGGAAGCGGCUGGCAUCCAACUAUCUCAACACCCCCCUGUUCCUCACAGCACGAGAAAUCCAGAGCAAGCGCCAAGAGCGGAAGAGAAGGAGCACAGCCAACCCCGCCUACAGUGGCCUCCUGGAGCCGGAGGCAUGUUGCCCAGCCACAGAACCCCAGCCACACUGGGCCUUGUGGACUCCAGUCCUGAUUGGCGCUCCUCCUGUGCCCACUAACAUGUCUCCACCCUUCUUCCCUGUGCUAGCCAAUGAGGACCCCUGCUGGAAGAACGAGAUCACCCACGAUGAGCACUGUGCUGCCUGCAAGCGAGGAGCCAACCUGCAGCUGUGCGGCACCUGCCCGGGGGCCUACCACCUCAGCUGCCUGGACCCGCCCCUGAAGACAGCGCCCAAGGGCGUGUGGGUGUGCCCCAAGUGCCAGCAGAAGGCCUUAAAGAAAGACGAAGGUGUGCCCUGGACCGGGAUGCUGGCCAUUGUGCACUCCUACGUCACCCACAAGACAGUCAAAGAAGAGGAGAAGCAGAAGCUGCUACAGAGAGGCAGCGAGCUGCAGAGCGAGCGCCAGCAGCUGGAGGAGCGGGACCGGCGCCUGGCCUCGGCGGUCAAGAAAUGCCUGGAGCUUAAGACGAGCCUGCUGGCCCGGCAGAGGGGCACCCAGUCGUCCUUGGACCGCCUGCGGACCCUCCUGAGACUGAUACAGGGCGAGCAGAUGCUCCAGGUCACCAUGACGACCACCAGCCCCGCCCCGAUGCUGGCUGGGCCCUGGACCAAGCCCUCUGCAGCAGCCAUGCACUCUGCCCUCCAGCAUCCCCAGGGGCACAACUGACCCCGAGGGACCCGUCCUCACACCCACGGAAGCCACUGGGACCCUGCUCACAAGACCUGAGGGUUCUGUCAGCCUUAAUUCAUAAACGCUAUGAAUUUCAGACAAGUAUAAAACCAGAAAGAGAGCGAGACAGAGGACAGAAGGGAGAAGCAGCUGGGUGAGAGUCCUGAUCCUGGAGGCCGGACAGGUGGAGACACAGCCCUAAACCCUUUGCGUUCAGACAGGACACCCGGAAGCCAGGUGGGGCCCACAGUCGGCCUGGCUGUGCUGGGACUGCCCAGGCCUCCCGCUUCCGGCACAGCGUCCCCACGGCCUCGUGUGGAGGGGCCGGGGCCCCCCAGCUGCAGGCCACUGCCUGUCCAGUGUCCUGCGGGGAGGGAGCCGAGAACCCAGACGUAGCUGAGUAGAACAGUUAGUUGGGACAGAAGUGGGUAGCGAAUCUAGGUAGGACUCCGACGUCCCUCCCUCACAGGGGCCCACCCCUGGGCCUGGGCCCUCCCAGCGCCUUCCCAGAAUGCCCGGGCCCCUGUCUGUCAGUAUUAUUAGCGUUAAGGAUCACAGCUGUCUAACUUGAAACUGAGCGACGUGCGUUCCAAGGGGACGCUGCCGUGUACGCCUGCCAGGGCCUCCGUCCCCGUCCCCAGCGUUUCGGGGUGCCCUCACCGCCAUGCGCCUCCUUCCUCCUGCUGAUCCUUUGGACUCUGCUAUCAUGUAUUUUUCUCAUGGAGUUUUUGGGCAAGAGGGAGCUGCAAGCAUGCAGGGAGGCAUUUGGCAGCUUUUCUAUUUUGGGUUGAAUCCUUCAACUUUCGACUGAAGCCUUUUAUUUUCUCCUUUCGAAGAGCCGAUAAAGCAUUCCAUUCCUCUUUUCUUGCCAGUACAGACACUAUGCCAAAAAAUAACUUUACAUUUUUAUAUGGCGUUUUUAUUGUAAGAUAUUUAAUGUGAAGGGGGGGGACACUCGCUGACUUCUUUUUCUGCUCACAGUGGUCUCUGCUGCACGGUACGAAUGGGAAACCCAUCCUGGGGGACUGCCAGACUGGAGACAUCCAGGGGGGUGUUUAAGAAGUGGGGUGAGGGUGGGGGAGGGAGAGAGGGCGGUGGCCUCAGGAGGGUUCGGCUUUGGAGACUCGAGCCCCUCUUUGUGCUGGCUCCUUGAGAGCUGAGGGUACGCUCGCUGCCUUAAAAGGGCUCCCGCGUCCCGGGGUGGGUCGUGCCAGCUCUCACCAGCCCCGACGGACUUAGCACAACACGUGAGCGCCCAGGAGCCACAGGGCUCCCGCCCCCAGCAUAUCACACGGUGCCGAAUUGCAUUGAACACACACUGUGCGUGUGCGCACACGGCCCCAGACAUGCACGCACACACGCAUGCAGACAGGUGCAGGGCAGGGAGGCUGGCCAGAAUCCCACAGACCCACACGGUCCCUCCUGCCAUUGUCACGACUCCGGGAGAAACUGUGCUGUACGAUACAGAUCUAUUUUAAUACACAACACUGGGUUGAACAAGAUUUUUAUAUUCUUUUAUUGAUGAACAAAGUGAGCUGUGAGACACACGUCUUCUAUAUUGGUUACUGUAGACGCCAAUUAUGCGUUACCGCGUGGCUUGCGAUGUAAAUGUCUUCAGGUUUCCUUUUUGUUGGUUUGUUUUCUUCUUGGAUGGAUUGGGUUCCAUUUUUUAAAAAUGUAAUGGGAGGAUAUGAAAGGCUGGACCCGGGAGGGGUAGCUGCCGACGUGUCUUGAGACUUAGCUUUUUGGACCAAGGAGGCCCGUCGAGUGGAUAGUGAGGAUAGAGAACAGUGUUCGUCUUGAAUAUGCCCGUGUAGUUUCCUUCUGUACGACGCAUUAAACUCGAUCGAUGGUUUCA